ACACAGACAGGAGAGCGCCUCCUGCAGCAGCGCACAAUGAUCCAACUCCUCCGCUCUCCACCCGGCUGCUGCUUUCGGAAAACUCCAGACUGUCAAGGAUUAAAUAAAGUCGUCAGUUCCUGAGGGAAGCGCCGAGAAGCCUCCUUUUUUUUGUUUUGCAACAGCAGCAGUGUUUACCAGUUAAACUCCCAUCGCGGGCUCCGCUUGCCUCCGUGUUCAACCACCGGCUCACCUGCAGAGGACAAACCAUGCGCUCCCGGGCUGCGCUCCCCCGGUUUACCUCCCUCCUAUUUCUCCUCUUCCUUUCCCCUGUUUUUUCCUCCUCCUCCUCCUCCUCCUCCUCCCGUCCCCAGUGGGUUGUGCAGCGUGUCCCUGUGGUCCUCCCACAGCAGACGGAGGCUCGAUCACCCCCUCACUUCCUUUCUCUGGCCCGCUUGGACGUCAGCUCCCCCUGUGACCCAGAAUGCCACAAGAGGGCCCCUCGCCCGAGCUACUGGGACCUGCGGCGUCUUCUUGCUUAUGAGACACUCCAUUCUGACGGUCAACUCACUGAGACCGCUGUUGGGAUCUAUGGCUAUGACCCCACCUCUAACACCAGUCCAGCCUAUUCCUCGGGGUCAUCUGGGAAGGCUGAGCGGUCACAUGUCAGGAGGAAGCGACAGAUCUUCGGCCACGAUGGGCGUUUUAGCAUCGCUGGGCAGAACUUUCUGCUUAAAUAUCCAUUCUCGGUGGCUGUCAAGCUGUCCACUGGGUGCUCUGGUACACUGGUGGGGGACCGUCAUGUUCUCACAGCUGCUCACUGCGUUCAUGAUGGUAAAAACUAUGUGAAAGGAGCCCAGAAGCUCCGGGUUGGGUUUCUAAAAACCAAGCAACGAGACGCACAGGCUGCUUCCUUUUACCCUCCUUCAAACUUCACCAACCAUGUUGAAGGUGGCUACGCUCCUUACGCCCCACCAACCAACGACAGAAUGAAGUUCCAGUGGAUCAGAGCCAAACGCACCCACGUGCCCAAAGGAUGGAUUAAAGGAAACGCCAAUGACAUCGGGAUGGACUACGACUACGCUUUGCUUGAACUCAAGAAACCCCACAAACGCCGCCACAUGAAGUUAGGAGUCAGCCCCCCGGCUCAGAGGCUGCCCGGUCGACGAGUUCACUUCUCGGGAUUUGAUAACGACCGUCCUGGCAAGCUAGUGUAUCGGUUCUGUCGGGCCGGUGAGGAGACGUCAGACCUGCUGUACCAGCACUGUGAUGCUCAGCCUGGUGCCAGCGGGUCAGGAGUCUACGCCCGGAUGUGGGAUGGGCGGCGCCGGCGCUGGGAGCGGAAGGUGAUAGGCGUGUUUUCUGGGCAUCAGUGGGUGGAGAAACAAGGGGCGUCUCAGGAAUUUAACGUAGCAGUGAGAAUCACGCCUCUCAAAUACGCUCAGAUCUGCUACUGGAUAAAAGGAAACUUUGUGGACUGCCGAGAGGGGUGAGCGGUGUAGCUACGAAACAACGGGCCUGCUACAUCCUCAUGCAUCAUACUGGAAUAUCUGGGGCCGCAAGAAUCCAUGCUUUCAACCCCACUAUUUGUAGCACUGAUUUAACAACAAUGUAAACAUUUUUAUAAACUUUUGUUUUUUUUUGUUGACCCUGCUUUAAUGCUGCGUUCAAAUGGAAUCAGGCAGAUGGUAGACAACACCUUCUGGACGGCACAGGAUAAACAAACAAACAGUCUGACAGACCAGCAGGACAGUAUGUUGCCAUAGUGAUGUCGUAGUGUAAUUUUUCUACCACUGUCCAGUAACUGUCCAGAUCAGCUGUGUUUUCGCCUUGUAUGAAGGAGCUUCGUAACAUCAGGUUGACAAGUCGGACAUGGAAGAUGGCAAUAAGUUAAAAUAUUUUAAUUUUGACAAGCAAUGCCAUCUACCAUUACUGUUUCCAUUAUUUUCCACUGGUGUUUAAUCAAAAUUUUUUCCUCCAUCAAUAUGUGCUUCACCCCUGUUAAUGCGUAGCGCCCCCCUCAGUGGUUAGUGGUUAGUGGUCAGGGCAAACAUCCACUUUGCCAUUUACCAUCUCCCUGAUUCCAUGUGAACGCAGCAUAAGCAGCAAAUGUCAAUGAUGUAAAUACAGACCUGAUCCAGUAAUGACACUAAAUUAUGUAAACAGGGCGUGUUCUGUACUUAGUUUUGCAUCUUUACUCACAUCUCUAAAAACAUGAAAAAGUUAGCUACAUUCAUGCUAAACAUCUACGUCAUGUGGUUUUGCAAAACAGAAGCAGGAACACGAACUGAUGUAUGACAACAACGGGCCCUCAGAUGACAAGGAGCAGGACUGGGAAAAACCAUUUCCGUUUAUGUAUUGUAGCCUUUUUAUUGUGCUAAUACUAAAGAUUGCACUGUUGAAACUCUUGAAGAAGUUUUUCUACUGAAAAUGAUUAUUUUUGUGGAUGAAUGUACAAGUCAGCAACCAAAGGUGCCAACAGUUUGUGUCCAGACUAUCAUGUAUCUCCUCUCAGUGGACACAGCAGUUAUCUACAAGCAACUGUACUCUGUCAGCUGAAAUAACUGUUCAACAUGUUCUUCUGAUGACUCUUCCCAAGGCUGCAGAUGAUGUUAUAUGAAGCACAUUUUGUUGAGUGUUGUACUUUAAUGCUUAGCUCCCUCUUGUGGCAAAGAUAAAACAUUGCAGGUGUCCAACAUUGUGCAGACUUGGCAAAUUUAAUGAAAUAUAUGCUUUGAAAUAAGCAACUGUGUCACAUAUUUCUUCAUGCAACACAUCCUUCACAAGACACAAUCUUUGUUUAAACACCAUUUGUUUUAUUUUGGAUGUCAAAAGGCAUUUUCAGAAAUGCUGUGGGGAAACUGAACAGUGUAAAAAGCCGAAAUGUGAGGACCAGCUCCAAUGACUUCUCCAGCAGCGACACAUUCAACAACAGGUUCAACCAGGACUCUGAAACUGCAUCCUGGGAUAUGUAUGGCACGUAGAAAACAAAUUCUGCGACUCAAUUUGACAACUUUUAUGAAGACUUAGAUGGACAUCAAGAGAAUAAGUUUUACUUAAAACCUGUCUCCAAAUUUCAUGUAGGCUAGAGAGGGAUCAAGUACACUUCAGGGCAAUGUGGUUGAGAGGAUAUAGAACAUAAAAUCUUUCCGAAUCUCAUUCCUCUCCUUCAACUUAAAUCUUACAGGUUUCACCAAAACAAAGGCAGCAUUCAGAACGUGUCACUUGAGCAAGGGCUUAACAUUCAAGUAAGAACUGACAGAAGCAGGAUUUAAAGCAAACUUAAACAUGUCUUCUUUCUGUUACUGAGAAACGUUGGAGGUGACAUUAAAGUAUACCCAUUAAACAAAUACAAAUAUCAGCUAUGGUGCUACCAACUUAAAAAAAAUCAUGCCAAUUCAAGUCAACAGCAACAUUCAGUUGAAAAAUUAGCUACAUUCAAGUGGAAAACAACCACAAACAAAGCAGAAGCACCAUGGGGAGCUGAGUUAAGGGUCAAGUUUGCAGACAAAGCAGAACAAUGGCCUUUGUGUGAAACCAAAACUACUUUUUCUGAGGCACAAAGCAGCACCAGCGAUCCACAUGUGAGCACACUGGCUCGUCUCGAAAGUAGUUUCCUCCGCCUCAUUGACAGUCAACCUGAAACUGAGGCGGGUAAUGUGAAAUUCACAACCGCACAGGAAAAACGGAUCCUUAGAUUUUGAACCUCUUGAUAAAAAGGCUUUUUCUAUUGAUGUUUAUCAGGGCUGGGUAUCUGUGCUCGAUACCUUUAGGGCGUUGACCAAAAAAACCCAGUACCAAGUAGUCAAACGAAAGCUGCGUUCAAAGCUUUUAGUACCCAGAUAUAGAAGAAAAAAGACUGUUUGUAUGGUUGUGCUUGCAGCCAAUUACCUCAAGCAUUCUUGGCCCACCACAGCAGCUACAACCCAUACAGUCUGCGCAGGGGUGAAGUCAAGCACCUUGUAUUUGACGGAGUUUGCAGGUCAACCUACCGAGAUGCCACCUAAACAUUUAAAGUAUGGCUUUACUAUAUAUCUGUGGCAUCUGGUGGCUUUUUACUCAACUGAAAGCUUCCAUUCACAUGAUGACGAACUAUUGGUAUCAGUAUCACUUGUAGGGUACUGGCAUUGUAGUAUUUAUGGGAUACCCAGCCCUACAGUCUAUUGGAAUCAUGAACAGUCAAUCCAACCUUGAUGCUCAUCUUUAAUACUGCCCGAAGUUAAGCACCAACUACAGGCUGGUGCCGGUGAAGGAGAGGCGGCUACUAAUGAGGAACCCACUUCAGAGUAAGAAGAUGUUUAGCAGGCGUGUAUUAACAGAAAGGCAACGACAUGCAAGGCAACCUGUUUGUAACACCAUUCUGGUAACUGAAAAUACAUGAACUGGUAAUGAGGUGAUGCAUUCAGUCCUCCAGCCUUUUGAGUUUGCAUUCAUCACCAAUCAAAACAUCCCCUGCUGUCAAAUCCACAUGAGUGUCAUGACAAUGACCUACGUGCAGUGGGAGAUGCGUCAGCUCCUGGGCCAUACCGACAGAUAUCUUUUUUUAUUAGCCACAUUCGUUCUGUUAUCUACAUCCAAUCCGCAAAGAGAUGGACCUGAUAUGGUGUGGUCCUCAAUACCGUUAUGGUUUAAGCUCUCAGGCACCAAAGUUGAAUAAAAUAAACAUUGACUGGAUCACCUUUAGGAAUACAAAUGGGUCAUAUGCUAUAUCAUAGCAAGAAGUAUUUCAGCAUGUCAGAGUGUGGUCAGACAUCAGUAAGUUGACUUUAAUCAUCACCUGGUUACAGCAGCAGCCCUUCAAACUCUACAUGUUUAAAGUAACAACAGCCAGGGCAGGCAGGGCUGUAUGACGAGAUAAUAUGAGCCUGGGGCAGGCUGUUUCUUUUAUAAACAUUUCGUGGUGUGCUUUGAGUUUAAAGAUCCCAAUAGUAUCUCAGUGCCCUCUCAUUUGC
Molecule: messenger RNA, 4931 nt
Organism: Epinephelus moara (kelp grouper)
Lineage: Eukaryota; Metazoa; Chordata; Actinopteri; Perciformes; Serranidae
Product: serine protease 23-like
Exons: 2
Coding region: 249-1472 (407 amino acids)
Biological process (GO): proteolysis
Molecular function (GO): serine-type endopeptidase activity
Source: RefSeq, a predicted model, not a curated record